AUGAAGAUGAUCGACGCUGCUAGAGGAGGAGCGCUUGUCAAUAUGACCCCUCAAAGGGCAAGAGAGCUAAUAUCCACCAUGGUGGCAAAUUCUCAACAAUAUCGGCCAAAUUCGAAACCGACAAGACGGGUUAAUGGGGUAAACGUUUCAUCUUUAGAAGAUAAAUUGGAUAAGCUUACGAAUGUUGUUCAAUCUUUGCUUACAGAAAAGAAGGGUCUAACCCAACUAUGUGGAAUUUGUACUACGUCUGAACACCCGACGGAUUUGUGCCCAAUCCUUAACGACAAUUCAACGGCACAUGUUGAUGCUAUCGGAGGUUUUCCAGGACCUCCGCAAAGACACUAUGAUCCUUUCUCCAACACUUACAAUCCGGGGUGGAAGGAUCAUCCCAACCUGAAUUACGGAGCUAAGCCCCGAUAUAAUCCACUAUACCAACCGAGACCUCUGCAACCACUACCACAACACAAGCCGAGCAUAUCUCUAGAAGCUAUCGUGGAAAGACUUGUUACCGAUGCUGCAAAAUAUCAACAGAGGACAGACGCAUCAAUACAAGAGUUAACUAAUCAAGUUAGUAAACUCUCGAUGGCAGUUAAUCGCUUAGAGUCUCAAGGUAAACUACCUUCUCAAACAGAGCUGAACCUUCGGCAGAAUGUCAGUGCAAUAACUCUUCGUAGCAGAAAGGUUCUAGAAACAGUUCCACCCAAAAAUCAUGAGCAAGAAAAGGAACGGAAAAAGCAGAUCUCGGAUCCAAUAGCAAGGCCAGAAUCGAAAGUUCAGAAACCAGUUGUGAUGCCACCUCCUUUUCCAGGGAGGCUUGCAAGGGAUAAGAAAGAGAAGGAGAAAAAAGAUAUCCUCAAUACAUUCAGGAAGGUAGAGGUAAAUAUCCCUUUACUCAACGCUAUCAAACAGAUCCCUCGUUAUGGAAAAUUCCUCAAGGAAUUGUGUACUAGCAAAAGGAGGUUAAUAGGUAACGAAAGAGUAAAUGUAGGAGAAAAUGUCUCCGCAGUGCUACAAAAGAAAGUUCCACCCAAAUACAAGGACCAAGGUAUGUUUGCUAUUCCAUGUGAGAUAGGCAAUAUAGGCAUUAAGAAAGCCAUGUGCGAUUUAGGGGCUUCCAUUAAUGUUAUGCCUUAUUCUAUUUAUAAACUGAUUAACGCGGGUCCUUUAAAAGAGACAGGAGUAAUAAUUCAGUUGGCGGACAGGACAGUCGUCUAUCCUGAAGGGCUGCUUGAAGACGUCCUUGUUAAAGUUAACGAAUUAGUUUUCCCUGCAGAUUUUUACAUUAUCGACAUGGGGGAUGACAAUUUGGCUAAUUCGUCUGACAUAAUUCUUGGGAGACCAUUCUUGAGUACUGCACGAACGAAAAUUGAUGUUUGGAAUGGGACACUUACCAUGGAAUUUGACAAUGAAAUGGUUAAGUUUAAUGUUUAUGAAGAUAUGGGACAUCCCAAUGAUAAGUCACAAAUCGUGCCUUGCAGGAAUGUAGAUCUCGAUGUUAAGCAAGAGGAAUUAUUGAUGAUCCAAAAACCAAUACGUGAAGCUGUAAUGAAGGCCUCGAAAUUAGAGUUAAAACCGUUUCCAGAACGUACAAGAAUUCCGACAGAGAAUAAUACAACCCUGAACGGAGAAGCUCAAAGGCACACCAAUCCACUAAUGAUAGGGGAAUUCAGGAAGGGCUUCAAAGAUAAUGAGCAAGGGUCGAAACUUUUCUGCAACAACAUUCAAGUGCACGAGAUGAAAAAAUUAAGUCUCAAUGAGCCAAACGGAUAA
This is a messenger RNA of Gossypium arboreum, 1770 nucleotides long. RefSeq lists its product as uncharacterized. Lineage: Eukaryota; Viridiplantae; Streptophyta; Magnoliopsida; Malvales; Malvaceae. The record is from RefSeq and is a predicted model, not a curated record. The transcript has a single exon. The coding region runs from base 1 to 1770 and encodes 589 amino acids.